Messenger RNA from Paramecium tetraurelia, 4356 nucleotides. RefSeq lists its product as uncharacterized. The transcript has 4 exons. The record is from RefSeq and is a predicted model, not a curated record. NCBI's taxonomy places the organism in Eukaryota, Ciliophora, Oligohymenophorea, Peniculida, Parameciidae.
AUGCUAUUAAAUGAUGAUUUAAAACCUAUCGUCGAAAACAAAGCAAUAUAUGAAAACUUGAUUUAUAAGUUAAACAAAAUUGAAUACCAAACUAUAUACAAUAUCUCAACACCUAAUAUUGGGUAUACCUAAGCAAGAAUAAUUAUCGACAUAAAAAUGAAAAGUAAUUCUUCUCACCUAGAUGAAUAAAUAAUAAAGCAAGUAUUAGUCAAUGACAAUUUUUCUAAUAUUAAUUGCUAAAAUCUGCCUUAGGAUACAAUAUAUUAUAUUUGUUCUUUAGAUCUGCUAACAACACAAUAAAACUUCAUUGAGAUAAUAAUUUAACCAAGUCUUUAGUUUUUUUAUAGAAAUCUGCAAAUUUUUGUGUUACAGUGUGCCUAAAAUUGUGCACUAUGUCAAUAGUCAACGAACGCGUGCUUAAAAUGCGAAGACUAAUAUUAGCUUAUAUAAGAAAAAUGCCUAAAGGUGGAUGAUUAAAUUCACGUUCACCAUUAUAGUAUUAAUUAUUUGGGAAAUUCAUAUGAAGGGCAUAAGUAAUAUAAAAAUAAGAAGCAUUUAUUGACCACCUCUAUAGGAGAUGCCAAUAAUAUUAUCCUAGAUUACAAUACAACCAAUACAACUAAAGAGAUUCUCAUAAAUAAUUAGACCUAAAUAGGACCAUUUAUAUAAAAUGAAGGAAUAGAAUACUAUAACCUUAGUAUUCAUGAUGAACCUAUGAAUAUAAGAAUAGAUUACACAAUCUAUCUUCUUUAUAGUGAUUUGCCUAUAGCCCUCUUUUUUUUUUAAAUAAAUGGAUUUGAAAAUAAAUAGUUUUUGUCUUUCAGAUAAUUUGACAAUUUUGAAGAUUGCUACUCUUCCUAAUAUGCAAAUUGCAAAAUCCACAAAUUCUCAUAAUUUUAUUUUAAUAUAACACAAAUAGAUAAUCUUAAAAUAAUAGGUGCAUUUCCACUACAACAGAAAAUUUCAGCUUGGGCUUUAGGCAAUAUUAAAUUUACUUAAUUUGAAUUAUUGAAAUGCCAAUAUAAAUAGUAUCAAUUAGGAUGUUUUAAAUAAUGCCCAUCUGGGACCAAAGAAGUUAAUAAUGUUUGUUUGAGUAAAAUUUAAGAGAAAUUUGUUUCUGUUGUUCAAUUUUUGUUCUUUUAAACCCAAAAUUUUGAGUUUUUCUCUAAUAAUCAUAUAUAUAUUGAUUCCAAUGACACUUAUUUUAAAUAUGAUAAUAUUGUGUAUCACAAUAUUAAGAAAAGUCUUCAAAUAGAUGUUAAAAUUAAGAAAGUAAUGAAACUUUAUGUAAAGUUGAUCAUAUUAGAUGCAAAUUUAACUGAAAACAUAUCAAUCAACCUAGCCAAUUUUAGCUUAACUUAUAAUAUAUCUGAUAUGGAACCUUUAAACGUGUCUUUAGGAAGUGAUGAAGUACAGGAUUAUGCUUUAGAAAUUGAGAAUGUUAAGAUUGAAUUUGAUAAUCCUAAGGGAAAUUCUAAACUGCAAAUUAUACGUAAAGGUUGUUUCUAUAAUCGCUGUAAUAUUUUAAUAUCAGAACUCUUAAUAUUAUCUCCAAAAUGUAAUAAUUUUUGUCAUGAAUGUAAUGUGGAAUCCGGAUGCAUUGAACCAACAUCAGAAAGCUAGUAUUGCCCAUAAGGUUAUUUUUAUAAUGACUUCUAGUGCAGUAACUGUCCUAAAAAUUGCAGUAGAUGCAGUUAAUAUAAUUAUUGUAUAGAAUGCUAUGAAGGGUUUGUUCUUUUCUCUGGUGAGUGCUAUUUAAAGGAAAAAGAUAAAUAUUCUUCUGAAGAUAUGGCUUCACUUACCAAUCCCGUUCUUGGUAAAUUCUCAAAUUAAGCUUACACUUAGUGUAAGAGUUAACAUUAAGUAAGAAAUGUAGAGAAAUGUGCUUGUUAAGAUGGAUAUAUUUUCAAUGAAGCAUAUGAAUGCCUUCAUUGCGAUGAGCUAUGCGAAACUUGCAUUUAAACUGUAAGCCAUUGUUAAUCAUGCAGAUCUACUUAACAUAGAAAAUUGGAAUCGGGAUAGUGCCUUUGUUAGGAGGGAUAUUUUGAAGAACUUCAAAAAUAGUUUUGCUAAUAAUGCUUGCCCAAAUGCAAACAAUGCUAAUACAAAGAAUUCAUAUGUACUGAAUGUCAUUUGUCUUAACAUAGAGUUCUUAGUUUGAAUGAUUGCAUAUGUUAGGAUGGGUAUUAUCAUGAUUUUAUCUAAGAUAGAUGUUUAAAAUGUAAAAACACAUGUAAAAAUUGUAAAGAUUAUGAUACUUGUAUUGUUUGCGAUGAAUUGUAAUUCAGAACAUUGACAUUCUAAAAUCAAUGUAUAUGCAAAUAAGGUUAUUUCUUAAACAAUUAAAUUUGUGAACCUUGUCAUUACUCCUGUCUUGAAUGCAGAGAUUCUUCAGAAUUUAAUAAAUGUACUAAAUGUACAUUAGAAAGGAAAAGAAAAAGUAUCCAAAUGGAUUAUUUUGAAUGUCUUUGUUAAAUUGGAUUCUAUGAUGUUGGAUAAUAAGAAUGUUAUGAUUGUUAGCUCUUUGAUAAUCCUCCAAUUGAUCAUUAUUGUUAUGCUAAUUGUGGUGAUGGAAUCAUUUAAUGGAAUGAAGAAUGCGAUAAUGGAGUAUAAACUCAAUCUAAAGGAUGUCAUAAAUGUAAAUUAUCUUAAUCUAAAUGUUAAAAUGAGAUUUGUUAGAUUUGUAACUUGAAAGAAUGUGUAUAAUGUUAAGAUGGAUAUUAUUUAAAAAGUGACUAUACCUGUGAUAAGUGUUCUCCUAUUUGCAAGACUUGUAAAAUAAAUCCAUAUAAUUGCAUUAUUUGUGCUGAUAACAACCUUCAAUGUUCUAAUUGUCUGCCAGAUUAAGGAUACAUAUAUCUUGAAAAUUAAUGUCAAAGUAUUUGUGGAGAUGGUUAUAUUACAUUGGAAGAACAAUGUGAUGAUGGUAAUCUACUCGAUAAUGAUGGAUGCAAUUCUAAUUGUCUAAUAGAACAUUAUUUUAUAUGCGGUAACACUUGUACUAAUAAACCUUCUUGGCAUUUUUAAAUUUAAUAGAACAAAUUUGAUAAGUAUUAUUCAGAUCAAAGACAAUAUCAUAUCACCAUUAAAAAUUACGAAUCCAAUAUAGAUAAGGAACAAUUAUAAUUAUCUUAUGUAAAAACGAAUCAAUUAUAUCCAUCUAAUUGUGGUUAGUUUAAUUAUACAAUAAGUAAAUCAUCAAUCUCAAAAAUUGGCUAUCAAUAAUUCAUAAUCAAACUUCACCUUUAUCAAUAAUGCAUUGAUUAAUAGCUAAGUAUAAUGCUAUUUAAUGAUAGCAAAAUAAUCUAUGAAAAAUAGAUUUAAAUUAUAAAUUAUUUUACCCUCUAAAAUCAAUUCACAACUUCAUUUAAUCUGUUGUUGUAUUUGUAUGCAAUAAUCUUCACUGUCAACUUCCUAUUUAUUCAAUCACACAAAUAUAUUGAAAUCUUGUUUAUAUUUUAAAUGAUAGCAUAUCAUAACCAUUUUGAAAUUUUAACUCCAAAAUACUUUGAAUCCUUUGUAGAACUAUUUUCCCCCUAUUAAAUGAUUAUAUCUUAACAGCUCGGAAUUUAAAAUAUACAAAAAAGUUAAUAAGAAACAAAUUAAUUCUAAUUAUAAGAUAAUAUUGUCAGAUAACUCAUCUUCACAAUUAUUUUGAUUGUUGCUUCUUCCUCAUUGCGUUUAAUAGUUUAUAUUCUCAUUAGAAUUAAUUAAAAUAGACGCCAUAAAUUUAAUAAGAAAUUAUCUUAGAAACUUUAAAGAUAAUUAACCUAUUAAUUAGUUUACUUCCUUAAUUAUUUUAGUUAUUAACUUUAUGGAUGGAUAAUACUCAAUUAAUUUAAUAGUUAGAUCUCAGUAUAUAUUAUUUUUAUUAUUUUUUGUCAUAUCAAAAUUUAUUAGUAUUUUAGAAAUUAAUAACCAAUUCGUUUUGUUGUUCUAUUAAAUGCUGCUUACAUUUUUAUUUUAAUGAUGAUGAAAACGAAUUAGAUAUUUUAAUUGUUAUUGACCUCUUUGAUUGUUGGAGUAUUAUUGAUAUCAUCAAUAAUUGAGAAAAACUGUUUUGAUUUAAAAUAUAAGUUAUUAUUAGGAAAUCUUUGGGGAACUCACUUCAUUUAUCUAAUCUUUGAACUUUAUACUUCAACAGUCUAGAAAUAUGAACGACUGAAUUAAAUUUUGGGAGGAGUGCUAAUAAUCAAUUAUUUUAUACUACUUUUAUUAUAGAUGUUUGAUAUUUUAAGAACUUCUGUUAUAAUCACAAAAAAAUACUAUUCAAACUUCAAGGAAAGGAAUAAACAUAAAACUUAUGACUAACAAUAUUUUGGUGCAAUUACUUUCCCAAGCUUGUCUCAAAUAUGA